AUGCCGCGCGAGGCGAUAAAGUGUUUCGACUGCAACAGCGCGAACAACUCUGCCUGCCUCGACUUGCGUACGCCCAAGAUGCACGCCAUCGUGCCGGUAGUCGACUGCGAGAGGAAUUUACCUAACGCCAUCAGCCAAGACUUCUUCUGCAGGAAGAUCACACAGACUAUUCUCCACCCUGAGAAAUCACCGGAAGUGCGUGUGACCCGCGGCUGUGGCUGGGUCAAGCACAAAAGGCAGUGUUACAAUGCUGACAACAAGGAUCACCUUGAGACCGUCUGCCAGUGCUUCGGGGACAUGUGCAAUGGUGCUUCGGUCUUGAAACACGUUCAGACAACAGUUUUAGGAGUUCUAAGUUCCUUGCUACUUGUUUACAGAAACUGGCGGGAAAAAUUCUACAUAAGCACCACGACUCAGAGGUGCGUGUGGUACGCGGCUGCGGCUGGGUGCGCCACCAUCGCGACUGCUACAAGGCCGACAACGAAGACCACCUCGAGACCGUCUGCCAAUGCUUCUCCGACGACUGCAACUCAGCGCACGCACAUCACUACGCCGCCCCCAUGCUACUCUCUGCAUUGGUCGUCGUCACGAUUAAAACCUUCUUUUUAGGCUAAUAAAGAUAUUUCGGUUG
Chilo suppressalis (striped riceborer) is the source of this 631-nucleotide messenger RNA. The record is from the annotation of a GenBank genome assembly. Lineage: Eukaryota; Metazoa; Arthropoda; Insecta; Lepidoptera; Crambidae.